This is a messenger RNA of Austrofundulus limnaeus, 787 nucleotides long. RefSeq lists its product as uncharacterized. The record is from RefSeq and is a predicted model, not a curated record. NCBI's taxonomy places the organism in Eukaryota, Metazoa, Chordata, Actinopteri, Cyprinodontiformes, Rivulidae.
AGGUCAGUGUGGGAGUCAGUGUGGGAGAUGAGCGCCCAGUGCUGGCCUGGGUCAGUCACAGAGGGAGGGGUCCACGCUUCCAGGGGAUGGCUGCGCCGCUUCGUCCUGCUGAAGCUGGUGACCGUGCUGCUGUUCCCCCACGGGACUGGCCUCCCCAUGCUGGUGAGCUGUGUGUUCAGCCUGAGAGCUCUGUGGCUGCUGCACUCCCCCCACGUCUCCACCAAACCCUCCACGGUGCUCCUGGCCCAGCUGGCGUUCACAGACGGCCUGCUGCUGCUGCAGUGGGCUCUUCAGCUGGGGAUGGCCCUGUGUUGGUGGACGGAGGGGGAGGCGGGCUGCGAGGCCGAGGUGAGUCCUGUGAGGGACACAGUGAGCGCAUUCUGCCAGGAGCUGCUGGAUGCUCACCACCUUGCCUCUCUGCUCCUGCUGGCUCUGCUGGGACUGGAGGCCACCCUGGUGUCCCGUUGGCCUCAGCAGACCCGCAGGUUCAGGACUUCUCAGCAAGCUCAGCUCUGCUGCAGUCUGGUCUGGAUGCUGGUGCUGAUAGAACUGGCAUCUAAACUUCUGCAGAACGUCAGACGACAGACUUACCUCUCAGCUCUGCCUGGGCUGUCCCUCUGUCUGAGGAGGACUUUAUGGUUGGUGGACUCAUGGCUGCAUUACGCCGUUUUAAAAUUUAAACCACAGAGGAGACGAAGCUCAUUUCAUUAAGUGUGUGAAAAAAGUUUAAUUAACUGUGAGAAAUGAUGUAUUUAACAAAUGUUAUGUAUAAUUAAACUGAAUACAA